Molecule: messenger RNA, 4208 nt
Organism: Polyodon spathula (Mississippi paddlefish)
Lineage: Eukaryota; Metazoa; Chordata; Actinopteri; Acipenseriformes; Polyodontidae
Product: peripheral plasma membrane protein CASK-like
Exons: 27
Coding region: 615-3290 (891 amino acids)
Biological process (GO): regulation of neurotransmitter secretion; protein phosphorylation
Cellular component (GO): plasma membrane; cell-cell junction; basolateral plasma membrane
Molecular function (GO): signaling receptor binding; protein kinase activity; ATP binding
Source: RefSeq, a predicted model, not a curated record
AAAAACUGAGACGGGGGAUCCAUUUUUUUUACAGUGUUAGUACACCUGAAUACACAAAAAAAAAAAAAAGUGUGCAUGAAAAAUACACCAAAUAUGAGUGACUUCUUAAAGGCACGUUGUACUGGCGUGUGACUCGUCAAGGAGGAUAUACAAUAAACUGGGUUUCUUCCACGCUAUUCUAUUUAACAUAAAAUACAUCUACACAUUAAGGAACCGCUAAGGAGAGAGUUAGCGAGCUCGCAGCGCAGACGCAGGCGUAAGAGAGGCGGGGUGUUUUAUUUUAAACGUUUGGAAAUCUCCGUGUUUGUCUGCUGGAACCGGAGAAUUUGGGAUUGUAGCCGGGAGACACAGAGAAGGUGGGGCCAGAGAGCAAGAGCGAGAAACUCACUUAAUGCAUAUAAAUCACUCGGAGCUGACUGUCGUUUUUUUUCCAGGGGAACGAGAAGAAAGACGAUUUUUCAAUUAUUGGGAUUUUGAACAGGCGUUUUGAGAUUUUUUUGACCCCUUCCCCCGAAGAAGGACACCACUGCAAAAUUGUGACCCGUCAAUUGAUUGUAAAAUAUACCGGUUUGGCUGGGUGUGUUUGGGGAUAAUUUCCCCAGCCUUUUUGGACCAUGGCCGACGACGAUGUGCUGUUUGAAGAUGUGUACGAGCUCUGUGAGGUGAUCGGGAAGGGACCAUUCAGUGUUGUGCGGCGAUGUAUGAACAGAGAAACUGGACAGCAGUUUGCUGUGAAGAUCGUGGAUGUGGCCAAGUUUACUUCCAGCCCUGGCCUGAGCACAGAAGAUCUGAAGAGAGAAGCAAGCAUCUGUCACAUGCUGAAGCACCCGCACAUUGUCGAACUGCUGGAGACGUACAGUUCCGAUGGAAUGCUCUACAUGGUCUUCGAAUAUAUGGAUGGUGCAGAUCUGUGCUUUGAAAUUGUAAAGAGAGCAGACGCUGGCUUUGUAUACAGUGAAGCGGUUGCAAGUCACUACAUGCGACAGAUUCUGGAAGCACUGCGCUAUUGCCAUGACAACAAUGUCAUUCACCGGGAUGUGAAGCCUCACUGUGUUUUGCUUGCAUCGAAGGAGAAUUCAGCCCCUGUGAAGCUCGGAGGUUUUGGAGUGGCUAUACAGCUUGGAGAAUCUGGAUUGGUUGCUGGAGUCGGUAAAACCCAGACGGAGACGGACGGCGGCACGGGGGUGACAUCUUGGACCCUGAAUUGUAUUGAAAGCAUGAACCCAAGGCAGUGGAGCCAUAUCUCUGAAAGUGCCAAAGACCUGGUACGCCGCAUGCUGAUGCUGGACCCCGCAGAGAGGAUAACUGUUUACGAGGCACUCAACCACCCCUGGCUCAAGGAGAGGGACCGCUAUGCCUACAAAAUCCACCUCGCUGAGACUGUGGAACAGCUGAGAAAAUUCAAUGCCAGAAGAAAAUUAAAGGGGGCAGUGCUAGCAGCUGUUUCCAGCCACAAGUUUAACUCGUUCUACGGAGACCCUCCUGAGGAGCUGCUUGACUUCUCUGAAGACCCCACAUCCUCAGGACUACUAGCCGCAGAAAGGGCUGUUUCACAGGUGCUUGACAGCUUGGAGGAGAUCCAUGCGUUGACCGACUGCAGUGAGAAAGACCUGGACUUCCUGCACAGCGUCUUCCAGGACCAGCACCUCCACACACUGCUUGAUCUGUAUGACAAGAUCAACACAAAGUCCUCCCCGCAGAUCAGGAAUCCCACAAGUGAUGCCGUACAGAGAGCCAAAGAGGUACUGGAAGAGAUUUCAUGUUACCCAGAGAACACUGAUGCUAAAGAACUGAAGCGGAUCCUCACACAGCCCCAUUUUAUGGCCUUACUACAGACCCAUGACGUUGUGGCCCACGAGGUUUACAGCGACGACGCACUGAGAGUCACGCCUCCGCCCACCUCCCCAUACCUGAACGGAGACUCCCCGGAAAGUGCCAACGGCGACAUGGACAUGGAGAACGUCACUCGCGUGCGCCUGGUCCAGUUCCAGAAGAACACUGACGAGCCCAUGGGCAUCACUCUAAAAAUGAAUGAACUGAACCACUGUAUUGUUGCACGAAUAAUGCAUGGCGGGAUGAUCCACAGGCAAGGCACACUGCAUGUCGAGGACGAAAUCAGAGAAAUAAAUGGAAUCAGUGUAGCCAACCAGACCGUGGAACAGCUUCAAAAGAUGCUUAGGGAGAUGAGAGGGAGCAUCACAUUUAAGAUUGUGCCAAGCUAUCGCAAUCAGUCUGCAUCUUGUGAGAGAGAGUCCCCCUCCACCUCCAGACAGUCCCCAGCUAAUGGGCACACCAGCAUUAACAAUUCCGUUUUGGACAUUCCAUUAACUACCCAACCAAAAGGACGACAGAUAUAUGUAAGAGCACAAUUUGAGUACGAUCCAGCAAAGGAUGAUCUUAUCCCUUGCAAGGAAGCAGGCAUCAAGUUCCUGGUGGGUGACAUCAUCCAGAUUAUCAGUAAGGAUGAUCACAACUGGUGGCAGGGCAAACUGGAAAAUGCUAAGAACGGGACAGCAGGCCUCAUCCCGUCUCCAGAACUUCAAGAAUGGCGUGUAGCCUGUAUAGCAAUGGAGAAAACCAAGCAGGAGCAACAAGCCAGCUGUACCUGGUUUGGCAAGAAGAAGAAGCAGUACAAAGACAAAUACCUAGCAAAGCACAACGCAGUCUUUGACCAACUAGAUCUCGUCACUUAUGAAGAAGUAGUGAAACUGCCGGCAUUCAAAAGGAAAACAUUAGUCUUAUUGGGUGCUCAUGGAGUUGGUAGAAGACACAUCAAGAACACACUCAUCACGAAACAUCCUGACAGAUUUGCAUACCCCAUUCCACACACAACCAGACCUUCAAAGAAAGAUGAAGAAAACGGCAAGAACUACUACUUUGUAACACAUGACCAAAUGAUGCAGGACAUCUCAAACAACGAUUACCUGGAGUACGGCAGCCACGAGGACGCCAUGUACGGGACAAGACUGGAAACAAUACGCAAGAUCCACGAGCAGGGACUGAUAGCAAUACUAGAUGUAGAACCACAGGCUCUGAAAGUCCUGAGAACGGCUGAGUUUGCUCCCUACGUUGUCUUCAUUGCUGCACCUACCGUCACCCCUGGCAUCAAUGAGGAUGAAUCCCUUCAGAGGCUGCAGAAGGAAUCAGAAAUUUUACAGAAAACAUACGCGCACUACUUCGACCUGACGAUCAUCAACAACGAGAUUGAUGAGACCAUCAGACACCUGGAGGAAGCGAUCGACGUUGUGUGCACUACCCCACAGUGGGUGCCUGUCUCCUGGGUCUAUUAGACCCUCCUGGUAAUGCUUCUUAGCGGAACUUCAUCAUUCCCUGAAACAACACCUCAAACAGUGAGAAACCUCGUUGUAAAUGACCUUAAAUCAAUAGGUCUCGGCCCCUACAGACUACCUAGACGUAGUGUUCAUAACAUUUUGUAAUCUUGUCAUGUUCUUAUAGAUAGGAGGCAACAUUUUAUAGAGAAUUUUUAAAGAGACAGUAUCAUGUUACUCACAGGUACAGAUUUUAAAUGUAAAAAUGAAUAAUAACAAAGCAUAUUCUGUUUGUCAUAAAUAUAUGCGCAUUCCAUAACACAGUAUCUGUCAUUGGUUAUACAGUUCUUAAAUUGGAAGAGAUUUCAAUUUUUAACAUAAGCAUAACCUGCACACUGAACGCUGCCUUGUAUGAUAUCCCAUCUCCUAGUGUAGACAAAUGUUAAGUAGGUAAACACUACAGUGUUAUUUCAUGAUUUAAAAACUUCAUUUAUGCACUUAGAUCUUUUGUUUGAAUCAGGCAAGUGAACGGAGUGUGUAUGUAUAUUAAAAUGCAUUCAUUUGGCUGUUUUUUUUUUAAAGCUGUUAAUUUUUUACCUUUCUCCUUGUCUGAAAUGCAGCCUCACAGCAAUACUGUCUCUUUAAAGAGGUACAUAAAUGUUUUAGAGAUUUGAAUGAGGUCUUAUGCAUGUGGACAGUCGCAAGCUUUCAUGCUGUUGGUGUUAUCAGUGUCAAACUACUGUAAUCUACAGCAGAGUACAUUCCAUUAGUUUGGAAAAAAACAAAACACCCAAGGGAAUUAAAUAUUUAUGGGAAAAAAAUGUAAACCUAUGCACAUCCCUUGCAUUUUGGGCAACUUUAUAAACAACUGAUUUUUAUUGAUCAUGUAGUGGAGAUGUGUUUGUAAAUUGUCUCGAUUUUAAUUUGUUGUAAGAAAAA